Molecule: messenger RNA, 1784 nt
Organism: Aegilops tauschii subsp. strangulata
Lineage: Eukaryota; Viridiplantae; Streptophyta; Magnoliopsida; Poales; Poaceae
Molecular function (GO): protein binding
Source: RefSeq, a predicted model, not a curated record
GCUUCUUGCCGUAUUUCGAGUUGGGUUUCUUGUAUUUCUGGCCGGCGUGCUGGCUCUGCUUCGGUUAGGGAAAUAGGAACCUAGGAAAGAUGCUCUCGACAUUUUGUGCUGGUCCGUACGUGGGUGGAUCUUGGCACGGGUGCUGCUUCGAUUGUAGGGUAUCAGUUUCUGUGCAAGAUAAGCUGUUGGUGUUCUUGUUGGUUGGUCGGUCGGUCGGUCGUUUGCUUUCAUCCACCAAAUUGAUGCUCUCCAGUUCAACAUGGGGACGGCUGAUUCUUGAUCGGCCUUCUUUUGCCCUAUGACCAACUGACUGACCAAGAUGAUCUUCUUGGCUAGCCCAUGUAGAUGCAGUCUUCUCCUGUUGGUGGGUGUAUAAUUCAGUAGCACUCAAAGCAAUUCUGAACCCUUUCGAGAUUGAUUGAUGGUGCAAAAGAUUAUUUAUUCUUUGGUGUGUCUGCUUUGUUCGUUAGUAGCGGUAGUGCUUGUGCGGUACUUUGUCUGUCAUAUACAGAGGACAAUUUUAGCAAAGGGGUUUCCCAACUAAUUGCAUAUUCCUCUGUCUGCCGCUGAUCUGAACAUUCUGUUUUCGUGUCAAAUAGAAUACACAGCUACUAACUUUGUUGCGCUCUGUAUCUGUGGAGAAUAUUGUGUUUCUCUGAUUCCAUCUUCUUUAACAAUUUGUAUAUUUAUAUGGUACAUCGGAAUUUAGCAGUGAGUCAUUGUAUUACUACUCAUGAGAAGCACAACUUUGUUGCUGGUGUUUGUUUAUGCACGUUUUUGGGCACUUAAUCAUAAUUCUCUCUGUUCUGGUCUUUAAAAUCAUUCUCUCGUUUCAUAACCAUAUGUUUAUCCGUAUUUCCACUUGCUGGACUGAAAAUGGAAACACCAAACACUUGUUCUUUUUGUUCUCUGUUUGAUAGCCUUAUGACGGACAGAGGUGAUGGACCAAUUGGUAGUCUCCCUGAACAUCUCCUUGUAGAAAUAUUGACUCGGUUACCAACCCAUGAGUGGGUUCAAAUAUCAUGUGUCAGCAAGCAUUGGGCAAGCAUGUUCCGAGGAGAAUACUUGUGGCAAACCGCUAUUGCAAGGAAAUGGCCAUCAGCUGGUUUCCGGAAACGCUGGCCUGGGCCAAUUCCCAGAGGCUCUGCUAGGAGAAGAUUCCAAGCACUUUAUGUCAGCGAGAACCUUGUACCAUCUGGUGGGGAGAUUGACGAGCUUGUUGGUCACACAUAUCUCUAUCUAAAAGAACAACUUGAGCGUGUUGCCGUUCCUCCAUCCAGCAUACUUCAUGGCACCAUCAUUGAUCAGUUCAUUGCUUGUGGUAGGACAGGAGAAAAGGCCCAUGAACUUGCUUCAAAUAUAUGGAUUGCAGUCAUUGACAAUUUGGAAGAAAACCAGCAGACAUUCAUGCUGUUAAAACACCUAGCGCAAGAAGGAGAUUUUUUCCUUCCAUUUCCAUAUUCGAGGUCGUAUAAAGUACUGUGGAGGGUGUUUGACAAGCUGUUCACCGACUUCCGUGACUGUUUCAACGGGGCAGAUUACCAUGAGGCGCUAGCAGGUGCCAAGUCUAGGUUUCAGCCAGUACCUUCUUCAUGGCUUGGACAUUAGCACACAGCUGUUGUUCUUUGUGAGUUGUACAAUAUCUUAGAUGUAGCUGCUAUACUUCCCCGAGUGAAAAGGUGGAUGCCAAAGAAUGGCAAUUCCAAUGGGAUGACAUUUAUGUUUGGUGACUUGGCCGACAAUUUCAAGAACGCCAAAAUAUAUGUGAUUGUUUGAUUGCAAAA